AUGUUCGCCAAAGUGUUGAUGCGGAGGAUAGGAAAUAUUCAAUUCACAUAUAAAACGAGGAAACUUUCUUCAAAGCCACGGCUUGCCAUUGUAGGUUCUGGACCGGCAGGAAUGUUUGCCUGUAACGGCUUACUCCGGAAGAGUAAUUUCCUUGUGGACGUUUUCGAGUAUUCUCCUGUGCCAUUUGGAUUGGUUCGAUAUGGUGUAGCCCCAGAUCACCAAGAAGUAAAAAAUGUAAUUAACACAUUCGAUGCAAUGUUUGAGAAGAACCGAGAGAGAUUGAGACUAUAUUGUAAUGUCAAAAUUGGUCAGGACAUUACUUUCGAUGAGUUGACUCGUGGAUAUGAUGCAGUACUUCUUGCCUACGGCUCAUACAAGGCAAGAAAACUGGGUGUUCCUGGAUGUGCAUCGAAAAAUGUGAUAUCUGGAUCAGAUUUUGUAGGAUGGUAUAAUGGAGUACCUAACGCGCCUACACCUGAUCUAUCUGCAUCAAAUGUGGUCAUUGUUGGAAACGGAAAUGUCGCUUUAGAUUGCGCCCGAGUACUUUCAACAGCUUCUUCGGGAUCUCUGAGGAUCAGCGACAUUCCCGAUGAAAGACUAUCUGUCUUGGAGAAAACUGCAACCAAAGAUAUCAAAAUAUUAGGAAGGAGAGGUCCUGAAAACGUGUCAUUCACAAUUAAAGAGCUUCGUGAGCAAUUCAAAAUUCAAGAAUGGGACAGCAAAUUAGAAAUAUCGGAAACAGAUCUGAAGAACUUGAUAGAAAGUCUACCGAAACUCGAGAGAAAGAAGAAGCGUUUGACUGAGGUUCUUGUUAAAAACACUGGAACAACAAGCGGAUUGAGACAAUGCCAUUUUUUGUUUCACCGCGUUCCAAAGGAAGUUGUUGCUGAUUCGAAUGGAAUGGUUCGGGAACUAGUUGUUGAAAACACAGAAACUUCGAAAACAGAAACGUUUCCUUGUGAGCUGCUGAUUUAUUCGAUUGGGUAUGAAACUCUUGUUCUAGACGGAGUUCCACAGAACGAAAAUAAAAUGAUUGAUAUGAAGGAUCACUGCCGAGUGAACAUAAAUGCUGAAUGUCCUGCUCAUGUUUAUGCUACAGGAUGGUGUGCACAUGGUCCAAGGGGAGUUAUCGUGGAUACCCAACAACAAUCGAGUUUUGUAGCUGAUCAAAUCGCUUCCGAUUUUAUCCAUACUCGUCAUAGUAUUGCUCCCGGAGUUGAUCUUGUCCUGAACGAGCGGAAGGUGCCAUUCAUAUCAUGGGAUGCCUGGAAAAUGAUCGAUCAACAAGAAAGAGAUCAAGGAAAGUUGUCAGGAAAGAUUCGCGAGAAAUUUACCACAUUCGAAAAGUUUUUGUCGAAACGGUUGGAAUAA
Messenger RNA from Caenorhabditis briggsae, 1371 nucleotides. Gene Ontology annotation, cellular component: mitochondrion. NCBI's taxonomy places the organism in Eukaryota, Metazoa, Nematoda, Chromadorea, Rhabditida, Rhabditidae. Bases 1 to 1371 code for a protein of 456 amino acids. The record is from RefSeq and is a predicted model, not a curated record. Gene Ontology annotation, biological process: ubiquinone biosynthetic process. The transcript is spliced from 8 exons.